Molecule: messenger RNA, 2864 nt
Organism: Cydia strobilella
Lineage: Eukaryota; Metazoa; Arthropoda; Insecta; Lepidoptera; Tortricidae
Product: succinate--hydroxymethylglutarate CoA-transferase-like
Exons: 6
Molecular function (GO): catalytic activity; protein serine/threonine phosphatase inhibitor activity
Source: RefSeq, a predicted model, not a curated record
UACUAUUGUUUACUCAUGUAUCCGACGAGAUAACAAACUGUAUUAUAGUUUUAGUGCUCAUUUGCAUUUGAUCGUGACAAGAUAAAAUUAUGAUGUUUAAAAGAAUUUUCAUUCCGUGCAAGCAAUUUUGCUUAUCAACGGCUGAUUAUUCGACGAAGCUACCGGGGCUUUUAAGCGAUGUGAGCGUGUUGGAUUUGACUAGGAUCGUGGCUGGUCCAUUCUGUACCAUGACCCUUGGGGAUUUGGGGGCGAAUGUGAUAAAAGUGGAGAGUAUGGAUGGGGAUGAGAGCAGGAAAUGGGGGCCUCCUUUCAUGAAAGGUGAUAGCAACAAGGAUUCGUUCUACUUUUUAGCAGUGAACAGGAAUAAGAAAAGUAUUUGUUUGGACUUGAAGUCGCAGGAAGGGAAGAAUGUGAUGUAUGACUUAGCCAAGAAGUGUGAUGUGAUGGUGGAAAACUUCUUGCCGGGAAAGUUAGAUAAGAUGCAGGUCGGGUACGAGAGGCUCAGCCAAAUCAACCCCAAGCUGAUAUACUGCGCUAUCACUGGCUUCGGGCCCACGGGGCCUUAUGCUAACAAACCAGGUUACGACGUGGUAGCCGCAGCAAUGGGCGGCCUAGUAAACGCUACCGGCGAACGCAACGGCCGCCCCGCCAAGCCCGGCGUCGCCAUCACCGACCUAACCACCGGCCUACACUCCUUCGGCGCCAUCAUGGCUGCCCUUUAUCACAGACAAAAAACUGGGAAAGGACAGAAAAUAGACUGCAAUUUACUUUCCACGCAAAUUUCAAGCAUGAUUAAUUUAGCUAGCGUUUAUUUGAACUGCGGCAUCGAGGUCCAACGCUGGGGUACUGCUCAUGCUAAUUUAGUACCUUACCAAGCGUUUGAAACUAAAGAUGGAGAGCUAGUCAUCGGUACAGGGUCUAACGCUCAAUUUGCAGAUUUCUGUAGAAUCAUUAAGAAAGAGGAAUUGAUUAAUGAUGAGCGAUUUAAAGAUAACUCAGACAGAGUGAAGAACAGAGAUGAAAUAAUAAAGAUUUUAAGUGAAGUUAUCAAAACUAAAACUAGUAAAGAAUGGACGAAAUUGUUCAGAAACGCCUCAUUUCCUAAUGGUCCUGUUAAUAAGAUGAAGGAUGUUUUCGAUGAUGAGCAUGUUAAAGCUAUAGGGUUGGUGAAAGAGCUGCAUCAUGCUGAAGUUGGGUCAGUGAAGCUAGUAGGGCCGCCGACGGUAUAUAGUGUAGGUGGGAACUAUGCGAGGACAGCCCCGCCGACACUUGGACAACAUACUAAGGAAAUAUUAUCGAAAUUCCUUGGGUACGAUGAUGGGAAAAUAGAUGAGUUGUUUGACGCUAAGAUUGUGAGUAACUUUCUAUAAUAUAAUUUUUACUCUCAGCCCGCAGAGCCGGUGGCGGUGAUAACACUCCGAACGCGCAAGUCCCGGAAGAAGGUCGUGUGGACGGACGACACCGUCGACAAUGAACAUAUGAACAAGAAGAAGUCCAAGUGUUGCUGCAUCUACGAGAAGCCGAAGUCGUUUGGCGAGUCAGACUCGGAAGACAGUGACGACGAGUGCGAGCACUGCUUCGGACACGUGGAGAAACGACAAAAACAAGCAGGCAGUAGCACAGUCACGACGGACGAGCAGGAUGGGGCGGCCUCAGAGGCAACGGCCGCCAUCACGCUGCAGCCCUCCCCCGCGCCCGCGGAGCCCGCCCCUUCCCCCGCGCCGCCCGGGAACAAGGACAAACCCGAGUAAAUCAACACUAAUUUACUACGUGUAUAAGUAUUAUACCGUAUACGAGAUUUAAAGGAGCUGACAUGAGAUUUGUAAAAUCUACGCAAGCUUUCCUGUAUCAAUGCAUCUCCUGUUACGUUACUGAUAAUAUGUCUCUGCAUAAGGAUGCAUUUCAAAAUUAAGUUAAGGCCUUAAUUCGUUUAAUUCGGAAUGGGUUUACAAAACCGUUUCAACUUUUUAAAAAUCGAACAAAAUCUAAUUAAGUAGGUGUUUACGAAAUGAAUUUAUAUUGAUCGGGAUGUGGACCGUGAAUACCUUUUGUAUUGUUAUUAUAAGUCUAGUGAAACUAAUCGCGACUCAUUCAAAACUGUUAUUGUUUACGAAAUAAAACUUUAAUUAAGUACAAUUUGUUUAAAAUCUGUCCGCAUAUAAACAGAAUACUAUCUUCAUAUAUAAAUACAUACUUACUUCAAAGAGGAUAUUAUAAGAUAGUGCGGUACUAUCAUAGUAAAUUUUGUAACUACUGUAAAUUCACUGCCAUCUAUCGACAUACUUUAAAACUAAAAAUUAGGAUUUAUAAAAAUACGUUAAAAUGUAUUUAAAUAUGGAUAAAUGAUUUUUUUAUUUGCAUUAAUUAUUAUUAUAUGAUUUUGAUCCAUGUUCUUUCACUGAUGUGCGUUAAAAUUAUAAAUAACAAACAUAACCGUCAACGAUACGAUCUGAUCGAGAAUAAAAUUUUCGUGAUUUUCGAUGCACGUUUUUUCCUUAGACUGUAUCCAUCUAUUACGGUUAUAUCUAUCUUUGAUAAAUACAUACUUACUUACAACUCCAAUCAUAUUGUUACGUUCUAACGUCUAAAUAUCGCCAUAAUUUUAUUUCACACAAAUACAAAUGAACACCUUUUCUGUUACCUACAAAUGUAGAUUAGUGCCUUAAAGACCAUUUUCGCUUGUCAACUUCCAAUUGUUAAAAACAAAUACUUAACUUUAAGUCUAUAAAAAGAAAGUCUACUUUUCAAUGUCACUCCUCGAUAGGUGUUUAAGAAUUUUGUUUAAGGGUACAUUUAAGUUUAUCUGAGCGAGAUGUUUACUUAAUAUUCCAUUGUAUUUAAGUUACUUGGUAAUAAAUAAAUGU